AUGGAUCAGACGGACCUCGAGGCACUGCUAGCCACCUUGCGCCAGGCCCAGGACGGCUCGACGCCCGCACCAGCGCCUGCCGCCGCCAGUUCUGCACCAGCUCCUCCACCCUCAUCAGCGAGCGCACCUCCCCCACAAGCCCAGCUCGACGCCCUCCUCUCGAGCCUCACCGCCCUCCCGCCCGCACCCGCCGAGCCUCCAGCCCCACCCCCGACCCGCACCCGCGACCUCUCGGCCGUCUCGUUCGCAGAGAGCGUCCCCAUCCUCAACGGCCUCGCCCUCGACCCCAGCUUCCUCGAGCGCGUGCAGGCCAUCUGGGACGACCAGGAGACGUUCGAGCUCAGGACCAAGGACGAGCGCAACCGCCUCGAGCUCGAGCUCGUGCGCUCGGCUGCCUCGCCCAUCCUCAAGUCGUCCAAGCUGCGCGAGUGGGACCGUGCCGCUGUGCGCAAGUGGACUGCGCUCCAGGCCACGCAGCAGGAGCGCCUCCAAGCUCUCGGCAUCCCCACGUUCCAGAAGACGGCCGACCCGACCAUCCUCAAGCGGCAGGAGCGCGUCAUGAGCGUCCUCGUCGGCUUCCUCGAGGACCACGGCAAGGGCGAGUGA
Rhodotorula graminis WP1 is the source of this 606-nucleotide messenger RNA. RefSeq lists its product as uncharacterized. NCBI's taxonomy places the organism in Eukaryota, Fungi, Basidiomycota, Microbotryomycetes, Sporidiobolales, Sporidiobolaceae. Bases 1 to 606 code for a protein of 201 amino acids. The record is from RefSeq and is a predicted model, not a curated record. The transcript has 3 exons.